AUGAGUGACGAAAAAAUAUUUUCAUUAAAUCAAUCAAAUGUUCGAUUCUUAUUUAUUACGGCUAAUACGGGUUCAAUAUUUGAAAAGCCUGAGUUAUUAUCCACAUGGCUUCUCGAAUUUGGAAAUCUUUUACGUCGUCAUCCAUCAGAUUUUAUAGCAUUACAUUGUCAAGAAGUUGGCGGAAAAGAUUAUGAAAAAUAUAUGCAUACAUUGGAUCAAUUUAUCAAUGAUUUAUUACAAAUACCUGAAUUAUCUUCGGAUUUUAAUCGUCAUCGUUUAUAUUUUGAUUCUGAUUAUGGAUCUCAGGAAACAUUUACAGCACUUGGUUGUGCAUAUUUUAUUCGUCAAAAUCUUUCUGUACAACAAUGGAAUUUUACAAAUUCAACAUUUCAAAGUGUUGUUAAUCGUCAUAUUUUUGCCGGUAGUUUGCGUAAUGUACAAACAUUACGAAAAGAAAAAUAUCCUCGAGAAUUCUUCCCGGAAGCAAAAUGGUCUCGAAAAGGUACUACACAAACUCGUUGGUUAAUAAAUGGCUUUAUUUUUGACUUACUCAAUGUACACCUAUUCCAUGACGCCUCAAAUCUUUUAGCAGCUGAACGAAGUCCAUCAAUCUAUAGUAAAUGUCGUCGAAAUGCAUUAGAAUACACAUUACAAAAUUUACCACUUGAUCCAUCUGGUAAACAUGUACCAUAUGUUAUAUUUGGUGAUUUUAAUUUUCGAUUAGAUGCUCAUCGUUUAGUUGAAGUAAUUGUUUUUUUUUGGUCUAAUUGAAUAAGAAAAAUAAUUUAUUCUAUUAUAGCAUAUAU
Adineta steineri is the source of this 806-nucleotide messenger RNA. The record is from the annotation of a GenBank genome assembly. NCBI's taxonomy places the organism in Eukaryota, Metazoa, Rotifera, Eurotatoria, Adinetida, Adinetidae.